AACAAUAUACGUUUUACACAGUGUGAAAUUGUUUGAAAGUCAUAAGCUCAUCUGAACACAAAUCUUAACACAAAUCUGAAUCUUAAGCAACGAAAUUGUGUUCCAGGAUUGAUUGAAGCAGACCAGAACCGUAUCGAUUUGAAUAAAAGUGAAUCUGAUAAAGCAUUUCGCCAAUGUCUUUAUUCAGUUAUGCUCUAUGUAUUUGGACAACAAAAUGGUCGUAAUCGAAACGAAGAUAUAAUUGCUUUUCAGGCACUUCACGAUGCCUAUCCAUUUGGUCAUCAAUCCUUGGUAUUUGUAGUAAAUGGUGUUCCACCUGAUCGUGAUCGCACAUAUGGAGCAGAUGGUAUUAAACAAUUAAUGGCAGAAAAUAAACGGCAAACAGACGAAUUCAAACAAGAAAAACAUAAACAUCAACAGGAAAUACAAGUCAGGUCUAAUGGAUUUACGUCAUACAAUUCAGCUGUUAACAUUAAUACCUUGGGCAUUGUGGUAACGGGCAUUGAGGGAAUUAAUAUUCCAAAACAAAUUUGGAAUUCGAAGAAAAUGAACACAAUUAUGGCACUCCUCAUACGAUAA
Messenger RNA from Didymodactylos carnosus, 579 nucleotides. NCBI's taxonomy places the organism in Eukaryota, Metazoa, Rotifera, Eurotatoria, Philodinida, Philodinidae. The record is from the annotation of a GenBank genome assembly.